This is a messenger RNA of Striga asiatica, 2060 nucleotides long. Lineage: Eukaryota; Viridiplantae; Streptophyta; Magnoliopsida; Lamiales; Orobanchaceae. The record is from the annotation of a GenBank genome assembly.
CGAUAUCAAAAAUUCUUCGUUCUUUCCAAGACGACAGUUUUGGUCUCGGCGUAGAUAGAAAAGCAGGAAAAAAAAUACACAAAGACGUCCCAAGAAUGGUCUCCCCACUGGAAACUGAAAACCACUGAAGGUUUCCAUUUCUGGAGUUUAGGGUUUUUCCCCCAAUUGCUGUACCCCCUCGUGCCUCCAUUGCCGAUCCCAUCUGCUGCCGCCGUGCCCACCUGCCUCUUCUUGAACCCUAAUUCAUACUCCAUAGUUUUGGGUUUUCUUAAAUUUGUUGAUUUUGUGUGGGGAGAUGUAAUUUAGUUCGAUGGGGGAUGAAGAAAGGUGAGAUCUCCGGGCUUUGACGGAAAUUUCGAGAAACGAGGUGUUUUGAUGGAGAAUUCGGGUCCGGUGGUACUUGAUAUUAGCUCCGACGAGGAGGCGGAUUUUGGAGGGGCCAGCAAAGGCGGCGGCUUCGGCGGACGUGGGUUUUUGGACCGGGAUGAUUGUGAGUGGCUGUCGGAGAUUUUGUGUGAAGUGGGUGGGAAUAAUAAGGGCGAUGACUCGGAUGACAUCGUGUUGAUCGGUGAGACUUUUCAAAAUCCUACCAAGAAAUCGAGGUGGGAUCCUUUGAGGCCUUGUGGUAAAUUUGCUGGUGGUGCUGAUGAUGAUGAUGAUUGUGUGGUUUUGGAAGGUGAUCCUGAUAAACCGGUGGCCGUGACUGCACCUGCACAGACUGCAAACGGCGUUAAGGGAGUUGGUGAUGAUGAUGUUGAUGGAGAUGAUGUGGAAAUUGUUGCUGAGAAAGGCGAGGUUGCAUGCAGAGACUUCCCUCACGCUCGACAUCUUUGUGCUAAAUUUCUCUUUGCUUCAACUGUGCAUGAGAUCCAUUGUGGCCAGUGCCACUGUUACGUGUGCGACUCAGUGGCCCCAUGCCCUCACUGGGGGACCGGAGCUUCCAGCGUUGACCACUGCCACGCGACCGAUAAAGACGACUACUGGCGGGCCGAGCGUAAACGUACCAAGAACGCCCUUCUGAAUCCCGCGCCAGCUGUCCCCCACCUCAACAACACCGGCCCACCUAGACCCCUUUUUCCUCAGACGCGAGCCCCACCGCGGCCCGUCCCCAUCCGGGCCCCCACCACCAUGCCAUCGGGCUUCAGCAGGCCCGUCGCCAUCCCGGCCCAUCAAGCCCGGGCCCACGUGGCCCCGGUUUACAGGCCCCAACCGCAGCCCUUGAGCAAAGAUCCAAUCUUGAAGCUGAACAAUAUCGUCCCACCACUCGGGCCUCACCGGCCGAGAAACGACCCCAUGGCAGGUAUCAAGAAAAUUCUCAAGGAGAGGCGCCGCAUGCCCGUGGCACCCUCCGCGCACCGCACCACACGCCAAAGAAGUUCCCCAGCGACCCAUUUUUAUAAUUCUCGGCCGGUCAACAACGUGGGACUCGCGAGCUGCAGCCCCUCUCAGAAUCCAGUAGUAAGCUCUCUAAUGACAGGUCACCCGAGCUUUGGAAACAACUUUGAUAAUCCGAAUUUCCCCGAGACCCACGUGCUCCAGCCCUGUGCUAAUAAUAGUUCGGUUUAUGCUGCUAAUAAUUCCGUGGGCCCCACCAAUCAAAUUGCGGGAAAUAACUUUUCUCAACCUCAGGAGGCGCCUUUUGUUGCAGCACCGUAUGAUUCUCCACAAGUUAGUCAGGCGCUCAACAGCAUAAAUUCGAGCCUGAGUGAAUUGAACUUGCAGGUUUUGCAGCAAUGGCAGAGCGUGUGGCCUGCUGCUGACUUUAAUAAGUGCCAGGGUGUUGUUGAGGACAGCAGUCAGAUUAAAGGGCCUGUAGACAAUUUCCUACAAGGACCAGUAUUAGCGGAUAAUUCCUGCUUUCCCGAAAGUACAAUAAAUUACGACGUGUUGGAUUUUCAGUUUGAUGAUUGGAUGUUUGAGAAUGAGUCUUUACAGGGAGCUAUGGAAGCGCCCGUGUCGCCCCUUUGGAAUGCGUUGUCACCCGAACCCACUCCAGUAGGUGAUGUCGGUAAUUUGUUCGAUAUUUGAGUUUCUUCAAUUGGUUCUGGAUUGAAGGGUUU